GAAUUUGCCUUAUAUUUCCGAACAUCUGUAAAUAGGGUAAUAAUGGAGGAAAACUGCUGAAUACUCCAGAAAUUAUAUUUAUCUUUGUGAAAAUUCUCAAUUCUUGUUUGUACGAAUGACUGAUGGAACUUCCAAUGUUCGAAGCGAAACUUGUUCAUGCAGAAAAUCGACUUUGAACAGUAUUUGUGUUGUGAAACGUACAUGGAACUUGUGUCAAAAUGUAAACGAAAUAGACAUAUUGGGACCACUUCAUCGUGGAAUGACAUGAAGUCACUAACAUUUUCUCUAUAUUCCUAAGAUUUUACUUUGGGAACAGUCUUAUAACUUUAUAUAAUAAUGGACGCAAGAAACAGCAUGGAGAAGAAAAAAGAGCAAGCACGUAGAGAGAGGGAGAUACAAGCUCGGAUGUUUAAGGAGGAGCAGAGGAAAAAUGUCUUUCCGACAAAUACGGGCCUUUUCUCAGAGCCAGUGAAAAAGACUACCAUUGACCCAAUAGCCAAGAGGGUGCAAGACACCUUGGGGAAGUGUAGGCCGGAAUAUUCUGAUGCUAUUGGGAUUACCCAUCAACCUGCCACACCCUUACCAAAGGACAAAAGGAUGCCCUUUCAUAAUGUUGACACAAAAAGACCAGAUCAUAGAACUCAAUAUCCAAAACCUAAACCAGAGACUACAGACGGAUCCAAAAGACCUGUAGAAGAGAAAUCGAACCCCAAAAAUCACUCAAAAUCAUAUUCUUACAAAGGUUACCUUGAGAAACAGCGAAACACUGCAUCGCAUGAUCAAAUCUCCACCUCAGACAAGAAAUCACAUCCACCUGCUCCAUCUUCCACUUCCUUCAGUGGCCACAAACAAGAUCAUCAAAACCAAAAUCACCAAGGAAAGAAGGAAACCCUGUCCCCUAGCCCUGUCAAAAGGGAACAGGUCACACCAGUGAAGAAUGGCCCAGUCAAUGGAUGCAGCAGUGAGGAGAAGGGAAAAAUCAGCACCAACAAGAUUAAAGUCCAGCCCACAAAUGGCCUACUGAAACCCAAAAAUGCCAAUCUUCCACGUCUCCAUAUUAAAAAGGAGACAGAUCAUAGUGUUGAAGAAAUUCUGAAGGAAAUGACCCAGUGGCAUCAGCCUCAUACAGCAAUACAGACACCUCACAAAGACGAAAUGAAGUUUCCAUUUCCAUCCAGUCCACCCACCAAUGGCACAGUUAAGGUACAUGGCACACUUAAGAAGGAAAGCAAUGCAUCUGAACUCCAAACCAAAAGAAAUCCCGAUGUAGAGGAAGAUAGGACUUCUCCAGCUAGAAAUCUAUCACAUCUGCGAUAUCCAGAGAGAGACAAAGCAGCUGAAUCGACAGUGAAAACACAAAGUACACCCAGUUCCAGGCCAACAAAUUCUGCCAGUGGACCAGGCACCAAUGCCCCAACAAAGGAACAAAGAAUGAACACUGGGGAUUCUAGCAGCUCUUCAGAAGAUGAAUCAGAUAGCAAUGAAUCUGAUAGUGAGAGUCAAUCCUCAGAGGAAGAUGAAAAGAGUGAUGACAAUGAGGAAGAAGAAGAUGAUGAUGAUGACGAUGAUGAAGAGGAUGAGGAAGAAGAGAAGGCUCCAGCCACUCUUAAAUCCUCAGUGAAUUCAUCAGCCUCAGAUAAAGAACAUGACACAUCAAAAAGUUCAACUUGCUCCACAUGGGCAUUAAGUAACUUCAUUAAAACAAAUGUGGAAUCUCCGAUCUCCCAGCUUCCCAGUUCCAACGACAAUUCCAAAUUGUCGGAUAAACCUAAUACAACCACAUCAGAGAAAGACAAUGAACAAGUUAUAGAUGACCUGUUGAAUCAUAUUGAUGACCAUACAGGGGGGCUGGGAUGGUCCCCUGUGGUGUACCCCACAAAACACAAACAUACUCAACAAAAAUCACCAUUUAGCAGUUAUAGCACACGUCAACCAUCUCCAUCUAAAUCUAGCAAUCGAACUUCAUCAAGUGAGAAGAGUGAAAGACUCAAAACCUCCACCCCCGAGAUGAAGGGUCGUGUUCCUAGGAAAAAAGUGAGGGAGCCGACUUUGUCAUCUGAGGAAUCACAGAGUGAAAACGAAGAGGUAGAUGUAGAAUCAGUGACUCCAGGGAAGGAAAUUAUUCCCGAAAUACUGAGACGGAAUGCAGGGUCUGUCUCAGAAGUGACAAAACGUUUGAGUUUUGAGAAUGGGGCUAGUGAUACUUUAAAUCAAGUGACUCCAAGUAGUGAAAAGAGGAAUAAGGCCAAAGAGAGAAGAGACCAAAAGUUCCCAACAAGGAGACAAGGGAAAGAAAAUAAAGAAAAUAAUGAUAAGAAAAAUGCCAGUUGUGAUGAUAUUAAAAAUAUAAUAGACCAAAUUACUGUGAAUCCACCCUUGUCACCGAUACCAAACGUUCCAGAAAAUUCAAAUCCAAAACCUUCAAUUCCAGGUUUAACUUAUGAUAGUUGUGGUAAACCCAGCAUUAUAGUUCGUUUCAACCUGUCAGUAGCAAAACCUAGUGUCAAAUGCAAUACUUCCCCAAGUCCUUUGUGUUCAGGUUUUAAGAAUGAAAAGCUGUGUUCAGACGUUAAAAGUGAACUGAGUGAUAGUGACAUGGAUAUAGAUGACGACAUUGUAGAUUCCAAGGAUCUCAUUGAGUGUCCUAAACCCAUAUCCCCACACCAUAAUAAUACGACAGUGCCAUUCUCAUCUCAUUACUCGCCUCUUACACUGAAUGGUGAUAUUACUAGUGGAAAACGGAAAUCAGACUCGGACUUUCUUGAAAAUGACAAAAAACGUGCUAAAAGUGAAAAGAAAACUAGCAAACGGAACAGUUUAGGAAAUUCUCGAGAGAGAAUAAGUCACACAAACGACCACGAGUGGGAUAUGAAGCAUCCACAAAGGUCAGGGGUCAAGGAGCGAAGGUCAAGCUCCAGUAGUAAUUCUAGUCAGCGCAGUAGCACCAGUACUCAAGCCAAGAAAACCAAAAACCAGAGCACCGAACCGGACAUAACCAGCCAUCAGAUGAACGACAAGGAGGAGUUAGAGGUUCCAGGUAAUGGGCCAGAGAACAGUGGUCAGUAUCCUUCAUCAGUGGAGAUGACCAGCUACUCCCGAGGGGGUGAGGGAGACGUAGCACAUGUCCCUAGUCCCCAGACCCGAAAGUCGGCCAAAGUCGUCGAUGAAUGGUGUGCCCUCUCCCCAGAUACCUACCUCCAGCUUGCUCGGGAGCUGAAGCACCAGGCAGACAACAUGAAUAGUGAUAAGCUACAAAAAGCUAUGAAGUAUUUAGAGUCCUUUAUAGCCUUUGUUCAGUGUGGGAUGGCCAUGGAACGCACCAAUUCGGACCAGACCAAAAUCUUUAACAUGUACAGGGACACCCUCAAAUUUGUCUCGCACAUAAGCCAAAGGAGAGGAAGUCAUGAGUCCAACAACAACAUGUCCACCAAGGAGAAAAUCAUAUCAGUAUUGAGCUUGAGAAUCCAGUCUCUGUUGAAUAUGAAGCUGUACAAGCUGAAGAAAAAUGAUACUCUGAAACUGAAAAGAGUAAUUGAGGAUUAUAACAAGAGUAUGGUCUCUAAGCCACCACCAGCCCCGCCCAUCAGCCACGCCCCCUCACCUCAUCAGAACAGCUGGAGCAGCCGCCUAAACAGGACCCCCUCACCGAUGUCCCCCACUCCCUCCCCAGCGGGCAGCACAGGGUCACUGGAAUCCAGGGGCAGUAGCAUUGAUCUCACCCCAUCUAAACUUCCUAAUGGAAACAUGCACAUGUCCCCGGCCACCAUUACGUACCCUCAGCGCAUACAUUCCAUCACUCAGCAGUACAUCACAUCCACUGGCUACCUGGUGCAGUCACAUGACCUCUGGGACCAAGCCGACGUCAUCAUGCAGGAGGUCAAAGGGUUCUUUGACGAUUUAGAUGAGCACUCAGAAUCCCUGACACUUUUAUGCAGUAUACAAGACCUGGUCUGCUAUCUGCAGAAAGUGGUUGAGAAGUUAAAAGACACUUGAAAAUUCCUGUGAGAAGCAGGUGCACAGUACGACUCAAGUGGUGCUCUUGUUCGAUCCUGGAAAUUCCGAUUGGGUGUUCAAGUAUUCUCAUUGUUCUCUACUGCGCGGGCUCAGCCACAGGGGGAAAGGGUGGCAGAAUUAAAUAUUUGGUGCUCAAAGGUGAAAGGGUCAAAGUGGAAUUAUACCAGUGAAGGCAGCUAUCUCAUGACAGACUCUAUAUCACAAGUGUGCUUUCAAUCAAUUUGCGAAUAGUCGCCUUUUCUCAAAAUGUGAUACGAAAAUACGACGGAGUUUCAAAUCUUGUAUAGUGCAAAUUACUUGUGCAAAACUAUAUUAUCAAGAACUUUAUAGCAUUCACUGUAGAUUAUACAGAAUCUUGACAUUUGUCUGUGGCAAUUUUAAAACAUAUUUAUUAUUUGUGCAUCAAAUCAUUUCCAGUGUUUUGGUCUUCCAAGAAAGUUUCUACAUGAAGAUGAGUAAAACGCAAUGGAGACACAAGUCCUUCCUAAAAAUUUGACUUUGGAUUGUUGAGACAGUUUUUCGUUUUUGAUGUUUUCAUUUUGUUGUGUGCAUGUGAUGCCAUAAUGAUCAUGUCUUUGAUGCAGUUAUGUACCACGGGAAGGAGUAAGGUUUAUCCAACUUUUAAAUAAUGUUGCAUGAAUCAAAUGGAUAGUAUUUAUUUUAAGUUAUGAGAUGUAUAAGUUAUUCAUUUUUUUUUUUAUACCAGAACUAGUCAAAAGAGAAAUACACCAAACCAAUCCUAAAACCUCCACAAUGACUGUUGUCACUUCUUCAGCCCACCCGGUACUAUUCCUCCAUUUGACAAAACGAUUCCACACAAAUUGCCAUUAGAGUUAUCUUCCAUUACCAAAAUUAAAAUCAACUUGUAUUCAAAAAGCUCCAAAAAUCUGAUACCUUGAAAAAAUUGGGAAUAGAUAAAUCUUGGUUUUAUAUAAUUUUAUUGGGAAUUAGUUAAAGUAGAUGAUUGUAAUUAUACAGAUUAAAUCGCUACCACUUUGUGGUUUUUUCUCUUCUUGAUCUCAUCCAGUCUACCUGAAUAGAGUACUUACUAACUGUGCACAAAAAGCUAUUGUUGAAUAGUUAUGCAAAUUUUUUAACAUUACUUUCACAAACUGAAUGUUUAAUUGAUAUGUGGCUUCUUGAUAACAAGAAUUUCAGCUAUCCAGAUCAGUUCGUCAAGUCAAUCAUAGCAUGUCAGACCUGAUGAAGGGAAUUUGGCAAGAAGGAAUUUGGCAAAAAUGUGAAACAUGUAGGCCAAAAAAUUAAAAAAUCUUUCCUCAGAGGAAAGAACAUUUAGUUCUUUGAAUAAUACCAGAUAACCAAUUAAACCGGGGGGGGGGGGGGGGGGGGG
Molecule: messenger RNA, 5365 nt
Organism: Magallana angulata
Lineage: Eukaryota; Metazoa; Mollusca; Bivalvia; Ostreida; Ostreidae
Product: AF4/FMR2 family member 4-like
Exons: 21
Coding region: 337-3993 (1218 amino acids)
Biological process (GO): regulation of gene expression
Cellular component (GO): nucleus; super elongation complex
Source: RefSeq, a predicted model, not a curated record